UCGACGAUGGCGGAGAGAUAAAAGAGGAGAUUAGGUAAGAAUGUGUGAGUACCAUUAUGGACUUUAAGCAGCUUUUGCAACUAGCUGGAGAUAACAGUGCCUUUGCAAAGAAAAAGUUAGAUCGCCUUGAUCAAACUAAAAGGGAUUCUUUCAAUGUGUCAUCAGCUUCUGUUGCAAAGUAUCUGGAAAAACAAAAGAAACUUCGUGAACAGCAAAAAGCUGAAGAAGAAGAAGCGAGACGAAGGAGAAUUAAAGCUAGGUUAGAAUCUAAUCUUGGUAAGAAAAAGGAAACAAAACAGACAACUCGAGAAGCAGUUGAUAAACAUAAAGAAAAAGAUGAAGUAAAAUUUAAAGUUCAUGAGAGUCAUAAAGUUAAAGACAAAAAAAGUCACUAUAAGGAAGAACGUGAGCAUACCAAAAGAAGUUCUAGCCACAAGCACGACUCUAAGAGUGAUAAAAUAAAAAGUGAGGACGGGAGAAAUAAACAUGACAGUGAUCAUAGAAAAGAAAAAAACAGGACUAUGAAAGCUAAUCUUAAUAAUAAAAAACCUUUAAAUACUCCUUCCACUAGUAGUGGUUUAAGUUUCGCUGACCUUAUGAAAGUUGCAAAAGAUAAUGCCGCUGGGAUAAAGAGAGCCAAAAGAUGUGCAAAUACAUUAAAGAGACCUGCACCUACUCAGCAUAAAGAAGAAAUGUUUGACCCAGAUCGUAAUAUAAAAACCAAGGUUAGAAAAAAAGAUGCACCUGUAGUAAAUAAUCAUGCUAAGCAUUCUUCUAAACACGGAACUUCUUCUCCUCAUUACAAACUAAAACAUCAAGAUCGUAGGGAUGUAAACAAACAAAAACCAAAAGUAAAAGAUAGAAAUCAUGUCCAAGAGACACGACUUGUUCAGAAAAAGGAAAAGCCCUCAAUUCAACCAGUAAGACGUGGUGUUAUUACACAAACAAUAUCCAGCACUAAAACUAUGCUACCCCACAGAAAAAUUACUAAGACUUUCAAGCAAGUCAAAUUCGGAUGUGGUAUUGCAGCACAAAACAGCAAUAGAAGAGAUAAGCGUUCUGCUAAUGACAUAGAAGAUGAAUUUUCUAGAGAAGCGCGUUUGCUGGAAAAGAAGAGACGUUUGUUCGAAUUGAGAAGGAUUCAUGGUAAUAGUCAGUUGGAGGAGGAAGAUUUGUAUGGUGAUUAUGACCUUGAUGAAGAUGAUGAAGAUGACUCAGAUUUUAUUGAUGACAGUGAAUAUGCUGGUGACGUUUCUAAACAUAUCAGAUCGAUAUUUAACUAUGACAGAAGAAGGUACUCAGACUCUGACGACGAUGAUCUUGCUAAAAUGGAAUCGAGUUAUUCCCAAAUCGAAAAAGAAGAAGCUAGAAGCUUGCGUAUUGCAAAAAUAGAAGAUGCUUACGAAAAGAUGAAAGAAGAAGAAGAACUGUCUCGCAAGAAAAUGAGAAAGAAGCCGGCACAAAAAAGAUGAAUGUUAUUUUCUCAGGUGGUUUUGACGGAAUGUUUUGACACGUAGAAUAAUGUUGGGGUGGAAACCCCCUCAGAAAAUACCAAAUUUUCAUAAACAUAUUUCGAUUAGUACUGGAAACAAAAUUCAUCCGAGAAUACAAUUGCAUUAAGUAUUGUUGGUCACAGAAACCACGCUUGUCCAAUUGUAACAAGUCGUUCUAUCCAAAGUAAAAUCUUUAAAAAUUUCAUUUGCUUUUUUCUCAGAAUUGCACUCGAAAACUUCACUUCAGUUCGAUAUGACAUUUUUAUGGACUGUUUGAGUAAUGGAAUACUUAGAUAUAACCUUAUAAAUAGUGAUAACUCAUAGUUAGAAAUUGUACAUUUAAAAUCUGCGAUACUUAAAACUUAUUUCUGACGAAAGUAUGCUACUUGA
Hydractinia symbiolongicarpus is the source of this 1883-nucleotide messenger RNA. Its product is annotated as protein SPT2 homolog. Gene Ontology annotation, biological process: regulation of DNA-templated transcription; nucleosome assembly. The transcript is spliced from 7 exons. Gene Ontology annotation, cellular component: nucleolus. NCBI's taxonomy places the organism in Eukaryota, Metazoa, Cnidaria, Hydrozoa, Anthoathecata, Hydractiniidae. Bases 57 to 1472 code for a protein of 471 amino acids. The record is from RefSeq and is a predicted model, not a curated record. Gene Ontology annotation, molecular function: DNA binding; histone binding.